AUGCAGCAGAGGUCCAGGGAGUUGCCGGGGUCAUGGGUUCUUGGGCCUGAGGGCGCACUUGGCGCUGGAUCCCGUGGGAACCAGCUGCUGUACCUGUACCGGGAGGGCUUUAAGGGGUGCCCGCCGGGUCCUGGGCGAUACAAGAACAUGCCCAAAAGAUGGAACACAUGCAGGAGGGACGGCGUCUGGGCUGCUGAGAGCAAUAAGAGUUGUCUGGCUGCAGAUGAUGCUUGCGAUGAUGCCGAGCAUCUCCUUGUAACGUGUAAUAUACUAUGCAGGUACUACAACACGUUGUCUAAACGUGCCGCGGCCACGGAGUGCGAUGCGACGCUGAACCCCGGCGGUGCCGUAUCAACCUCGGACGAGAGAGAAGGUCUGGAGCCUCGGAACCAGGUUGAUGUCCGUGAACCCGUGUGUACCGAUACCACAAGCUUGACAGGGAGGCGAGGGGGGCAGACGUCGUGGAUACGGCUGGCCGAGAUGGUGUCCAUCGGGGCUGAAGCGCAAGUGAGGCGCGCUUCAUGGGGCGCUGCACUUGAUGCGAAGCAAGGUACAUAA
Messenger RNA from Trichoderma citrinoviride, 558 nucleotides. RefSeq lists its product as hypothetical. The coding region runs from base 1 to 558 and encodes 185 amino acids. The record is from RefSeq and is a predicted model, not a curated record. The transcript is spliced from 5 exons. Lineage: Eukaryota; Fungi; Ascomycota; Sordariomycetes; Hypocreales; Hypocreaceae.